AUGGGUCAUAAACCUGGGCUUGUUGAUUCACUAAUAAUUAUUGUCUGUUACACAUAUAUUUGCAGCCGGAAUAUUAAAUUUGCUUUGUUCGUUCUGCUGAUCGGAGUUGGCUAUGCCUCCAUUACUGAUCUUCAGCUCAAUUUUGUUGGAACAAUUCUCUCCCUUCUCGCCAUUGUUACAACUUGUGUUGGACAAAUUCUGACCAACACAAUACAAAAGAGGCUCAACAUCUCAUCAACUCAAUUGUUGUAUCAAUCAGCCCCUUUCCAAGCAGCUAUUCUAUUUGUAUCAGGGCCUGUGGUGGAUCAAUUCCUUACCAAACAGAGUGUUUUCGCCUACAAAUAUUCUCCUAUUGUUAUGGGAUUUAUAUUGUUGUCGUGUUUGAUUGCUGUAUCAGUGAAUUUCAGCACAUUUUUAGUAAUUGGAAAGACAUCACCAGUUACAUAUCAAGUGUUAGGCCACCUUAAAACAUGUUUGGUUUUAGCCUUUGGUUAUACAUUGCUACAUGAUCCUUUCACUUCAAGGAACAUUAUUGGAAUUCUUAUUGCCAUUGUUGGUAUGGGAUUGUAUUCCUAUUUUUGUGUCAAUGAAACCAAAAGGAAACAAGUUGGAGACCUUUCUUCUAUGACUCAAGUUAAAGAUAAAGAUACCACUGCACCACUUCUAGCUGGGAAAAAUGGCCACGUCAAAGAAAAUAACUCCCUUAUUUAAAUUUAGGGUUGAAGUGAAGAUGUUUUCGAACAAAGAAUUUUUAUUUUUAAUUGAGAGACAUUCCAUUGAAUAGAUGUAAAUGAUUUUUGGCUCAUAAAAUACCUUGCACCUUUGUUCCAAGAUUUGGUCAUUGCUAGAUUUGUAUUUUUUACUUCUUACACGUAGACAAAUGCAAUUAAGAAAAAUUCUUCUUUACAUCAUAUAUGGCCUAUUGUGUUUUA
Nicotiana tabacum (common tobacco) is the source of this 932-nucleotide messenger RNA. The record is from RefSeq and is a predicted model, not a curated record. Lineage: Eukaryota; Viridiplantae; Streptophyta; Magnoliopsida; Solanales; Solanaceae.